AUGGCGGCGCCCGUCCUGAGAGUGUCUACCCCUCGAUGGGAAAGAAUCGCCAGGCUUCUCGUUUGUUUGCUGGGUAUCUUAUUGUCAAUGUAUGCAUUCCACGUGGAAAGGGAAAAGGCGAGGGACCCCAGUUAUCAGCCCCUGUGCGACGUGAGCAACUCCGUGAGCUGCUCUAAAGUGUUCACCUCCAGGUGGGGUAGGGGAUUUGGACUACUAGGUUCAAUUUUUGGUGAAAAUGGUGUGAUGAACCAGCCAAACAGCAUCUAUGGACUUAUAUUUUAUCUGUUUCAGCUGUUACUAGGCCUCACUGUAAGUGCAAUGGCUGCAUUGAUCCUCAUGACGACAUCCAUUGUGUCGGUCACAGGCUCGUUAUAUCUGAGCUACAUCCUGCACUUUGUGCUGAAAGACUUCUGCAUCAUCGGCAUUACCACCUGUGCUCUCAACUUCAUCCUUUUUACGCUCAACUACAAACGACUGGUUUACUUGAACGAGGCCUGGAAACGGAAGCUUCAGACUAAGGAGGACUAAGGAAAAGGAACACAUCAGAAAAAAGAGAUGACCUCUGAACAUUUUGUCAAGUGUCACGGGGAUUUUGUCAAAUGCUUCCAUUUUUUUAUACGGUAGGAAAAAAGAAAGAAAAAAGAGGAACGUAAAUGUAAAAGGUAAGCAUAAUUUCUGGGACAGAUUUUGCGAUGACAGUGAAAAGUAAUGGGGCAAAAAGGGGGAGAGACGAUACUCAAACUACACUCUCCUUUCCGAAGGGACAGGUUUGAAAGCAUGAAAGGUUUCUCUGUGUGCUACAGCUUUGUGAAUGCUGAGUGUCUAAAGGGGUGUACUGUGCAACUGUGUGCAUACUGAGUGUCUAAAGGGGUGUACUGUGCAACUGUGCAUACUGAGUGUCUAAAGGGGUGUACUGUGCAACUGUGUGCAUACUGAGUGUCUAAAGGGGUGUACUGUGCAGCUGUGUGCAUACUGAGCGUCUAAAGGGGUGUACUGUGCAACUGUGUGCAUACUGAGUGUCUAAAGGGGUGUACUGUACAGCUUUGUGAAUACGGAGUGUCUAAAGGGAUGUACUGUGCAGCUGUGUGCAUACUGAGUGUCUAAAGGGGUGUACUGUGCAGCUGUGUGAAUACUGAGCGUCUAAAAGGGUGUACUGUGCAGCUGUGUGCAUACUGAAUGUCUAAAGGGGUGUACCAUGCAGCUGUAUGAAUACUGAGUGUCUAAAAGGGGCGUACCAAUUUCUCCAAUCCAUCUGUGGAAUUUGGCAUAUUAUUCAGUCAUGCAGAUUAUUCUUUGAGAAAUUUGCACUCUACUUUCAUCGUCCUUACGUAAAAUUAAAACAGUUAAUUUAUAGAUCUUCUAGACGCUCAUGUAUCAAAGUUUUGCCUUUGCUGCAUUAACUCCACAGCUGAUUCGGUUCCCUAACCAGGAGAAUCCUGAAGUUAUUGUGUAUGGUGUCCUUUACAGAUUGAUAAGGGUUUUGUUAAGAAUGCUAUGUGUUCAUUGUGUGUAUAUUUUCUGUGAAUGUGCACUGGCUAUGUUUCAAUACAGGCAUGUUUUUAAAACUGCAACUAAACUAUUUUCUGAGGAUGCUAAUUUCACUUUAUAUUUGUAUGUAUUUUUGUCUGCUGGUUUUGUGUGAUAUUUGUCAUCUAGUGUGUCUUGUUAAAAGGUGUACGUCAGUAGUUUUCACGUUGCAGAAUGGUAAUGCUACCAGGAAAGUUUUGUUUGUUGUUUUCAGGGUGUUUGUUUUCUGUAUUACAAAACAAUAUCAGUGUAUUCCAGUUUUUUCAGUUCCUCAACAAAGCCAAUGCUUCAUUGACAGCUUCAUUGCUGCUUGAUUGACAGAUUAGUGUUACAAGUGCCUAUAGCAUGCGGAAGGUACUCCAACAAAUGGCGAUGUUUCAGGAAAUUCAUCCCAGCUGACUAUUCUGACCCGAUCGUUUGGGGCAAAAGGUAUUCAGAAGCAGAAAUCAUGUUGUGUUGUGUGUGUGGGUGUUUAGGUCUAGGGCGGAGGUGGGGUACAUGUGUCAAUUUUUCACGGAAAGUCCUGUUAAAUAAUGGUUUUGUCAUCCACUUAAGUUAUGAUGCUGUUUUUAAUGUUAGGAACUAUUACAAAACAUGAUGCCGCAGCCUUUUCUUGGAAAUGUUUUGUUUUUCUGUUCCCAGCACGAGUGGUUGCCAGCCUUGGGCACCAGUGAGGGGUGAGGGGUUCUGGGUUCUGGGAAGUUACUGAAUCACAGUUUAUUUGACAGAAUGGGGUUUGCAGGAGUCAUAUGACACUGAUACUGUUGAUGAGUCAUUCACAGCAUGGCAAUUGGACUGUCAUAAUAAGAGUCACGCUAUUGAUGAGUCAUAUGCGGCAUUGCAACUGGGCCUUCAAAAUAAGAGUUACUCAGAGGACUGAGCCCACCAGACUGGAUGGAGCACUUCUGCAUUCCCGGCUAUAAGAAACAGAAACACCGGACAUGGUGCUCAAUAGGCCAUAUGAAAUGCAUUAGUCCUGGACACCUUUUCAAAAUCCAUUUUCUGUGAGGUUGAGUAACAACGUUAUUUCCCAAAAAGUUGAAUUGUAUUGGUAUUCAUUGUAUUGAUGUACAACGGUCUGUCACUGUUUACAGUCGCACUCCACUGAAAAGGACAAAUCUUAAGCAACCUCCAUUUUGUGUGUCUUCUGCAUUUGGGUUAUUAUAUUUCUCGAUGUAAACAACCGUUUCAGUACUUCCCAGUAGAACGGCACAUUUUAGGGGGUAACUGGUCAUGGUUUUAUUCGGAGCAGUGAUCAGAUUUUUAAUAUGCAGGAUGUUGACAGUGAUAAAUAAGAUGAGUUUACUGGUGGAAUGUUUACUAGGGAUGCACAAUAUUGAAAGUCUGGGGUUGUUAUCAAUAACUCAUAUUUAGUCGGCCAUAUUGGCUGACAAUGAUACCUCCUCAUUUUUCAUUUUAGCGCAAACCACAGCCAAGUUUCCACAUUCAAGAAGUCACAUCGGCCAUAAUUGUAGCUUAGCAACCGUCACCCAUACAACCCCAAUAUAACUGUGUGUCCCCAGUGUUUGUUUAUGAGUGAUGUUUACAACUGUCAUUUGAGGUCAAGGGUGAAAUGCAUUCAAAUCUGCAAAAUACCUUAAGAUUCUGUACCUUACUGUAUUACUGUACUUUGAAAGGGGUGCUUUUGUGUGUGUGUGUCAAGAGUCAGUUUAUUUGCCAUUUGUGAUCACAUUGUAAUUUUGUUUUUAAAUUUAAAGGAUUUUCAGUUGAUGCAACCAGAA
This is a messenger RNA of Conger conger (European conger), 3269 nucleotides long. RefSeq names its product vitamin K epoxide reductase complex subunit 1-like protein 1. The coding region runs from base 1 to 528 and encodes 175 amino acids. The record is from RefSeq and is a predicted model, not a curated record. NCBI's taxonomy places the organism in Eukaryota, Metazoa, Chordata, Actinopteri, Anguilliformes, Congridae. Gene Ontology annotation, biological process: peptidyl-glutamic acid carboxylation; vitamin K metabolic process. Gene Ontology annotation, molecular function: vitamin-K-epoxide reductase (warfarin-sensitive) activity. The transcript has 3 exons.